AUGUCUUCCGGGGACAACUGCACAGACGUCACCCCCGAGUGCCCGGUCGAGCUCUCAGUGUACGGGUACCGCCCUAGCAUACCUGCAAAUGCAUUCUUUGCCGGCUUCUUCGGUAUCUGUUGCAUCGUGAAUCUGGGACUGGGCAUCCGAUACAAGACCUGGACCUACAUGAUCGCUUUAUGUCUAGCAUGUUUGACCGAAACAAUCGGUUAUGUCGGCCGAAUUUUGAUGCACGACAACCCCUUUGCCGACCCGGGCUUCAUGUCCCAAAUUUGCUGUUUAAUUAUUGCGCCUGCCUUCAACUCCGCCGCCAUUUAUCUCACCCUCAAACACAUCACCCUCUGCUUUGGACCAGAAUUUUCGAUGAUCAAACCUCGAUUUUACACCUACAUUUUCAUCCUGGCAGACUUUAUUUCACUUCUCCUGCAGGGGAUUGGUGGAGGGAUGGCGGCCAGCGCAGACGACGAAGACUCUCAAGAGCUCGGUGACAACUUGAUGAUGGCGGGUAUCUCCUGGCAGGUCGUCUCACUGUUCUUCUUUGCUCUCACGGUGAGCUGGUACAUCUACAAAAGAUGGACGGCGCUCCGGUCACAUCCUCUGUCGGCUGAGGCCGCCGCUACAAUCCAAAACACCAAGUUCCGACUGUUCGCUUUUGGCGUUGUUACUGCAUGGUUGACGAUCUUCAUCCGAUGCGUGUAUCGUAUCAUCGAGAUGGCAGGUGGUUGGGGCAAUGACAUCAUGCGUGACGAAGUCGGCUUCAUUGUUCUCGAAGGAGUCCUUGUCGGCACUGGCCACGUUGAUAAAGCAGCCAUCUUCAAUGCCGAAGGAAACUCGGUGUGGGCCACUUCUCCAGGCUUCAACGUGACGCCUGCGGAGAUGCAAGAAGUUGUCGGCGCGUACAAAGACACUUCACAACCAAAGAAAGUCCAGUCUACGGGAUUGCAUAUCGCCGGCCAGAAAUACAUCGUCAUCAAGGCCGAUGAGACCAGUUUGUAUGGAAAGAAGGGUCGGGAAGGGGUUGUCAUCGUCAAGACGAAACAAGCUCUCCUCAUCACACACUACCCAGAGACAAUACAACCCGGCACGGCUGCAAAUACGGUCGAGAAACUCGGUGCCUACCUCGUUGGUGUGGGCUAUUAA
Molecule: messenger RNA, 1140 nt
Organism: Rhinocladiella mackenziei CBS 650.93
Lineage: Eukaryota; Fungi; Ascomycota; Eurotiomycetes; Chaetothyriales; Herpotrichiellaceae
Exons: 3
Coding region: 1-1140 (379 amino acids)
Cellular component (GO): plasma membrane; fungal-type vacuole
Molecular function (GO): actin binding
Source: RefSeq, a predicted model, not a curated record